GCCAAUGAUCACAAGGAACCCGGUCAAAAUGUUCUUGGAAAAAAUUGAGUUUGUUCUUGAUGAACCUUUAAAAUUGUUGUAAGUGUAACGUUUGAUGUGAACCACCCUGUAUGUCUGUUCGAAUAUUCAAACAGCCAUACAAUGCUCAAUUGCCUCUAUCAAGGGAAAUGGUUUGGCUGGUGUAGGGCAUGUUUUGCACAAGCGCUCUUCCUUUUCAGCUACGGGUUUUUAGAGGGCAUCUGGUACCUGGAUAUCCUUCAUAGCGGCAAUGUUCCAAAAACAGGAUCCUCCAAUGAUGACGAAGGCGAUGACGACGACGGUGAUGACCUAGAUGCACGAUCAGACUUGGACGAUGGUCGUCAAAGAUAUCUGGACUUCUUAGACGAUGGAACACGGAACGAGGAUGAGCAUGAAGCAGCACAGCUCAAAAGAUGGGAAAAGAAGCUGCUACAAAGUGAAACUAAAGAACAGAGAGACUACAAAGAAGAAUUCUUUGAACUUCUUAACGAGGUUCUGUUCCUUCAAGGGAAAUCCUCAACUCUUCCCACAGAAGAUCGGAAGAGCUUGCGGGACACAAGUAACAGGUUUCAAGGGAGGAAUUCCUUUACCAGCGCAAUCACGCCCUCUUCGGAGGGAGGUACCAAGAACUCCCUUUCACCCACUUUGUCCUUGGCUAACUGAAUGGUGGGACCAUUGACAACUUCUGAUCGAAUGCCCCCAAUCACUCAUCCAAUCGAAACCUCACCAAGAAAAACAUUUUGAUUUGUACCUCCUAAAGGGGCUUUUCUUCGAUUUGAAAUCCACAAUAGGUAACUCUCAAACAGAUAUCUUUGUCGUUUGGUGGAGAUAAGAUGUUGAAAAUGAUAUCCUAACAUCCGAGAGUUGCAUUGCAAACUUAGAGAUCUGGAUUGACGUUGAUCUGGUCUGUUCCAUUCGAGAUGUUUAUCCCCUCGCCUGGUUUCCUGGACCUUUUAAACAUCAAGGAAGAAAUGGGACGGAAAUCGCGUAAAAAGCUCAUCUCCUUUUUUUCAAAGACAGAUCAACUACUUGAAUGGGUUUUGUUUGUCCCUUAUUUUCUGGUAAUAUCAGCCAAAAAGGAGGCAAUUUAAAUGCUGCAAAGACAUAAAUAAAAAAAACAACCCUUACCCCCUCAAAUUUUACAACGUGAUGCGACAUAUGAAUUUAAAGACUCAUUGGACCUAACUUAAUGUCAAGGUGGUUGGUUCCUAGAAUUAAUCAGGAAUAGAGUGUUUAAAGUGACAAAAUGUUCAUAUCAAACCAACAGCACCUUUUAUGAGCUUUUUACCUGGUUCGUAACUGCAGGUUAAUAUUUUUUUUUAAUGUGUGACAUAUUGAGGAUCUGUAGCACAAAAUCUGGACAAGAAGUUACAGCUUCCUCCCAGAAAUUGAAUCCUUGAAAUUUCUGAAUGAGACAUUUUAUUUUAUGGUAUGAUUCAGCGACGAAUAAAUCCUUUUUUUUUCAGUCAA
Tigriopus californicus is the source of this 1488-nucleotide messenger RNA. RefSeq lists its product as uncharacterized. The transcript is spliced from 3 exons. The coding region runs from base 142 to 681 and encodes 179 amino acids. Lineage: Eukaryota; Metazoa; Arthropoda; Copepoda; Harpacticoida; Harpacticidae. The record is from RefSeq and is a predicted model, not a curated record.